Messenger RNA from Lodderomyces elongisporus, 891 nucleotides. RefSeq lists its product as uncharacterized. Lineage: Eukaryota; Fungi; Ascomycota; Pichiomycetes; Serinales; Debaryomycetaceae. The transcript has a single exon. Bases 1 to 891 code for a protein of 296 amino acids. Gene Ontology annotation, molecular function: actin filament binding. The record is from RefSeq and is a predicted model, not a curated record. Gene Ontology annotation, cellular component: cytoskeleton.
AUGUCACCAACAGCAGCAUCUGCAACAUCCACUACUGCAUCAACCUCUGCCUCAACAUCUCGCGGAUACGAAAUACAAGAACGUGGGGCACACAAUAUCGCCAAAGGAGGUGCACACCCAUACCAACGCCCUAAAUUUACCACCAAGCAAGAAGAACGAGAAUGGGCGAAGCAACAUAUGGCGGGAGCUUUCCGCGUAUUUUCAAGAAAAGGCUUUACUGAAGGAACUGCAGGCCACAUUUCACUCCGUGACCCAGUAGACCCACAAACAUUUUGGAUCAACCCUUUGGGAAAACACUUUGGCUUGAUUAAGGCUUCAGACUUGGUCCAUGUCGAUGAACAAGGCAAUAUCUUACCCGAUGGAAACCAAUGUGCCAUUAAUGCCGCAGGCUUUAUGAUCCACUCUGCUAUUCACAAGGCACACCCGCACGUGCAUGCAGCAUGCCAUACCCACUCCACAUAUGGUAAAGCAUGGAGUUGCCAACCAGACCAUAGAAAAUUAAGUAUGAUCAAUCAAGAUGUCUGUACUUUCUACAAUAGCCACUCUGUCUAUGAGGAUUUUGGCGGAGUAGCAUUGGAGGCUGAAGAAGGCAAGAAAAUCGCCUCAGCCUUGGGUCCCAACGGGAAAGGGGUUAUUUUAACAAACCAUGGACUAUUGACUGUUGGUGAAACUGUUGACGAGGCAGCUUAUUUGUUCACCUUGAUGGAAAAAAGUUGCCAAGUAGAAAUUGCUGCCCGUGCUGCCUUACUGAAGGGAGAACAAUUAACUGAAAUUGGCGACGAAGAAGCAGCUUAUACAGAACACCAUGAUGGAAGCCAUGAGAUGUUGUACACUGAAUUCCAACCAGAUUACGAGAUGGAGAUAUACUUGGAUGAUAGCUUCUUGAAGUAG